Molecule: messenger RNA, 3344 nt
Organism: Osmerus eperlanus (European smelt)
Lineage: Eukaryota; Metazoa; Chordata; Actinopteri; Osmeriformes; Osmeridae
Gene: islr2
Product: immunoglobulin superfamily containing leucine-rich repeat 2
Exons: 2
Coding region: 269-2416 (715 amino acids)
Molecular function (GO): protein binding
Source: RefSeq, a predicted model, not a curated record
CGCACAGAUCGUAGCAACUCCAUCAGAAGCAAGAAGAAAACAGCGCUCGGAUUGCACAGCACCAUACCGAGGGAAAAAUGUUUUCUCCACCACCCAUCAUCACAGUUACCACCGUUUCUAAAAAUAAUGCGAAGAAAUCAUUAUUCGAGGACACUACUUCUUUCGACAACUAAUAGUGUCUUUUAGUAGACAGUAUUACAUUUUUGACACAGAAUACAAAAAAAAAAAAAAAAAACGACUGGAAAGUAUUCUCUGAAAGGUGCUGAAAAUGGCCUCAACGCUUUUGCAUUUCUUUGCUUUGUGGACUGCUGUGAUUGGUAUUGUGCAGUGCUGCCCUCAGCCAUGCAGCUGCCUGGAUAAAUACGCCCAUCAAUUUGCAGACUGUGCUUACAAAGAACUGCUACUGGUGCCUGUGGGUUUGCCCUCUAACGUGACUACCCUCAGUCUCUCUGCCAACAAGAUCACAUUACUGAAAUCUAAAAGCUUCAUCAACGUCACUCAGGUAACUUCUCUUUGGUUGGCCCACAACGAGAUAGUCACCAUCGAGAGGGACACCUUAGCCCCACUGAUCCAACUGCGCAACCUUGAUCUCAGCUACAACAAAAUUAUCAAUUUCCCAUGGGAGGACCUUUACAACCUCACAGCCCUGCAGCUUCUGAAAAUGAAUAACAAUGAGAUGAUCAACCUGCCCAAGGAUGCCUUUGCUUCUCUCAAAGAUCUGAGAUCACUGCGCAUCAACCACAAUAAGUUCACCACCAUUGUACAAGGUACUUUUGCUUCCCUCACGUCCAUGUCUCAUCUCCAGAUUUACAACAAUCCAUUCACCUGCUCCUGUAGCCUGGAAUGGCUUAGGGAUUGGAUCAAAGAAACCAAAACUUCUGUCCCUGAACAAGACACAAUUUUGUGUGAGGCCCCUGUUGAACUGAAAGGUGCUUUGGUUACAAAGAUGCCCGAACUGGACUGUCAGGCUCCCACCAUCACUAUUACCCACCAACCCAACAUAGAAAACACAGAGCUGUAUGAGGGCGUUAUGUUGAUCUUGAAUUGUGAAACAAGUGGAAGCCCAAAACCAGAAGUCAGCUGGGAAGUGAAAACAGGAAGUGAAAAGUUCAAUUUCCAUGUACCCCCCAUUGUUGAAAGAGGUGAUUUGCCUAUUAAUGAUAAAACCACCAACAAUCGAUUUCUUGUAUUUCAAAAUGGUACCCUGAUCAUCCCUCGUAUGAGUAAAAAAGAAGAUGGAAAUUACACAUGCUCUGCUGUUAAUGAUGUAGGGAUUGCAGAGAGCACUGUCAAAGUGGUGGCGGCAAGCACCCAGAAGCAUGAAAUCAACUCAAUUCUCGACACUACGGCAGACAAAACACGACCCUCUGGAAACAAGCCUGGGCCUAAGACUUCCAACAACAAUGUAAUCAACUGGCCUAAGAAAGAUGAAAAGACCAAAGGCAUUUCAACUGGUUCAUUUGACAAACAUGAUGGCAUUAAGGAGAUUGGCGAGGAUUCAGAUGAUGUGCAUUUUGCCAGCAAAUGUGGUAAAAGUGAUGGCAACCAAUGGCAACACGUCUCCAAUCAUGCCUUUAAUAUGAGCUUGGAUGACCAGAAGCGGUAUACAUUUGACUUUGGUGUCAUUGCAUUGGAAGUGUCAGAAACAGAAGCCAAAGUUCAGCUAAAUCCUCUCCAACUUCCAAAAAGCAAGUCUAACCUUCACCUCAGUCACACAGAAAACCUAGAAACUGUAAACAAAGAGCCUUUCAGUCUCAUUCAAGCAUCAACCAAAAAAGCACCCCUGGACAUGCUGUAUCUUUGUGUAGAUACUGGCAAUGGACACUCAGUAGUUCAGUGGUCCAAGAUAGAGGAAGGAAUCAAUGCCUAUCGUUUCCAGGGAUUACAGCCUGGCACCAACUACACUCUCUGUCUCACCUAUGGGGGGCAGGACUGCCAGGUCCAGGUGGUUUUUACAACAAGAAACAAAAUCCCAUCAUUGUUGAUCAUAGUGGUUGUCAGCACUUUUCUGCUGGCUUUAGCUACUGUUCCAUUGCUCGGGGCCACCUGCUGUCAUUUAUUAUACAAGUACCAAGGCAAGACAUACAAGCUGAUUAUGAAGGCUCAGAAUCCGGAUCAGAUGGAAAAACAAAUGGCUACAGAUUUUGAUCCCAGAGCGUCUUUUGUUGAGUCCGAAAAGACCUUCAACCCUAGUGAGAUGGGUGAGGGAGAAGGAGAGAUCGACGGGGAAGAUGGAGAGGAGGAGGGAGAGGUGGAAGGCAGCCUGAUAACCGAAUCAAUCCCUGGCUCAACAUCCAAAACUAACCAGGAGGAAUUUGAGGUGGGUUCGGAGUAUAGCGAUAGGUUACCCCUGGGGGCCGAGGCAGUUAACAUCUCUGAGGAAAUAAAUGGUAACUAUAAAGAGCCUAGUCGCUGAGUGGAUUGUUGUCGGAGUGGAGCUUGUAAAAUAGUUACUUUCAACUACAUUUAAAGGAGAUAAAUUACCUAUCAUUACUUCACGUAAAUAUGAUAGCCCUGAUAAUGGUGGAUAGCUCAAUUUACCUCAGAAAGAGAUCUGUUAAUCCAAAAAGAGAUUCUUAAAAGACGUUAUGCAUUAGCUACCAUUGGUUGGUUUAGCUAUUUGACCGAAUCAAUUAAAAAGCAACCCUGAAAUGCAAGCACAAUUUUGUACAAAUUGUCAGACCUCAAAUGCAUAAGUUAUUAGAAUGUCCCCUUUAUGCAGGGCGUAGGUUAGCGUAAAUAUUGUGAUCUUCAAGCGUCUGUUUCGGGAAGUUACAGUGCUGGACAGCGCUUCUGAAACGCAUCCAAUCACUGACUGUUCCGUUUCAUUGUUCCGUGUGAUCAGAAGGGAAUUCACUUUUAACUGUUGUCAAGGCAUGUGCUGUUCAUGGGUAAUCCAGGCAACAAGCAACAGAUAUUGUUAAAUGUAAUGUUGGACUUCAAGACGUGUGACUUAAACCUCUAAAUCAAUCGGUGCUUGCUCUACGCCUUUUUCAACAAUACUGAACGUGUCCUCUUUGAGAAACUUGUCCAUGGCAUGUCACACAUAGGCCGAUACGUAUUUUCAUGUGUGGUUUUUAUUAGUGUAGCCUAGAGGACAUUAUAGAUAUUCUUCAUGUCAAUGUGAUGUUAUCCAUGUGAAUAUAAACAAUGUUCUCUUUUUUAUGAAAGUAAAUGACAGUAUGGUAUCAUCAACGGACGCAGGAGACCGUCUGGAAGUUUUUAAGUGUCUUGUAAUUUUAUGCAUAGUGAGUUUUUUCUUUGUGAGUAAAUUGUAAUAUUCCAACCUUUCAAUGCUUUUGAUAUGAUUUUAUGUACUUGUAAUUAAUAAAACACUAAAAUAA